Messenger RNA from Aspergillus japonicus CBS 114.51, 1931 nucleotides. RefSeq names its product ATG3/ATG10 family protein. The coding region runs from base 300 to 1448 and encodes 382 amino acids. The record is from RefSeq and is a predicted model, not a curated record. Gene Ontology annotation, molecular function: Atg8-family ligase activity. Gene Ontology annotation, cellular component: cytosol; cytoplasmic ubiquitin ligase complex. Lineage: Eukaryota; Fungi; Ascomycota; Eurotiomycetes; Eurotiales; Aspergillaceae. Gene Ontology annotation, biological process: autophagosome assembly; autophagy of mitochondrion; nucleophagy. The transcript has 2 exons.
ACGUCCGUCACCCCUCAUCUCCCCCUACUUCCCUUUCACCGCCAACCUGGCAUACUCAUACUUCUCGAUUACUAUCUCUCUACCACAACUCCAACCACAACUCACUGGACUAUACUACUCUGAAUCAACGCUUACCCACUGCAGCCUCACAACCACACAAAACGAAGCCCACACCCACACCCACACCCACACCCAAACUGAAACCCCACAGCCCAACACCAACGCAACCCAACAACCCCCUUCCAAAGUUCAUCACCAACCUCACACCUCCACCCUCCACCAACCCCCCUGCCCCCAAAAUGAACAUCCUCCACUCCACCCUAAGCACCUGGCGCGACCGUCUGGCCCCUAUUUCCCGCACCUCGACCUUCCGCACGACCGGCCAGAUCACCCCCGAAGAGUUCGUGCUGGCCGGCGACUACCUGGUCUACAAGUUCCCGUCGUGGGCGUGGGCGGACGCCUCCUCGCCGGCGAAGCGCGUCUCGUACCUACCAGCCGGCAAACAGUUCCUGGUGACGCGGGGCGUGCCGUGCCACCGACGGUUGAACGAUGAUUUCGCGGGGGAUGCCGGGCGGGAGGAGGAGAUUGUUCGGGAUAUGCUUUUCGGGGAUGGGGAUGAUGCAGAUGCCGCCGGUGAUGGUGAUGAGGAGGAGGGGUGGUUGCGGACUGGUGGGGGCUCCAACUCAACACCAGCCCAGGGAGCUAGUGCUGCCGGGGGAAGGAUAGGGGAUAUCCGCACCGUCGACGAGGCGGGGAACGUGGCUGACCGUGCCGAUCAAGAGGAAGCCGAAGAAGAGGAAGAAGAGAUCCCCGACAUGGAGGAUGAGGAUGACGACGAGGAGGCGAUUAUCCGCGAGCCCGUGGGGAAGAGUUCGGGGCUUUCGACACCAACAAGAACCUACAAUCUCUACAUCACCUACAGCAACUUCUACCGCACCCCGCGCCUCUACCUCUCGGGCUACCUCUCGCCCUCAGAACCGCUCCCGCCCCCGCUCAUGAUGGAGGACAUCGUCGGCGACUACAAGGACAAGACCGUCACGCUCGAAGAUUUCCCCUGGUUUGAUGGCAACGUCAAGAUGGCCACCGUGCACCCCUGCCGCCACGCCUCGGUCAUGAAGACCCUCCUGGACCGCGCGGACGCCGCGCUGAAGAUCCGGCGCGAGAAGGUGCGAGCUGCCGCCGCCGCCGCCGCCCAGCAAAAACAGCCGCAAGAUACCCAGGCGGAAGGGCUGGUCGAUCCCGUGCGCGGGCUUUCCCUGCACGAUGCUACCCUCAAAUCGGAGAGACACGGCGGCGAUGAGUGGGAGGUGCUGCAGCAUGACCACGAUGAAGAAGCAGAGGAAGAAGAGCAGUUUGCCAUCCGGGUGGAUCAGUAUCUGGUGGUGUUUUUGAAGUUCAUUGCCAGUGUGACGCCGGGGAUUGAGCAUGAUUUUACGAUGGGGGUUUGAAAGUUUGGGUGCGUCGUUUUUUUUGUCUUGUUUUGCGUGUGUGUUGUUGUUGUUGUUGAGUUCGGGUAGGUGUAGUAGGCACUGGGCAUAGGGAGUUGGGUUCCGGCUUGGGCGUUUGCGUUUCUGUUUACAUUUCAUGGUUCCUUUACUUCACUUAUCUACUAAAUAACGACCAUUUGCCAACGACCAUUUGCCAACGACCAUUGGCCUUUUUCUCUUUAGUUUCUCUGUUGCUGAAUGUUCUGGUCGCUAAUAUGCCUGCUUACUGCUUGUCAUCUGGAUUCUCUCCAAGGGGGUCGUUUGGGGUCGUUUGGCCUGGGCGAGAUGGGACAACCGUUCGUCUGCUCCCUCAAGCGAUAUGAAUCCCGGCCCUCCACCAAUUCAUCUUCCCUUCAUUUUUCUCCAUCUUCCCUUCCUCGCAAACUGCAAAACUCUACUAGCAAGCGAACGAGCCAUGAAGAAUCCGACCCACGAUGUAAGCUG